AUGGCCGAAGACGCGGACGUCUUGCGUCAGGUCUGGCACUCGUAUCUCCCGAUCGCCUUCCGGUUGGCCGCCAAUGAGGUGACGAGUCUUCAGGAACCCGAUCCCUAUUACAGGAAACAGCCUUUCAGUGUCUCUUCGCAGGCAAUGGUCUCUCGGAUGACGUAUUUUCCGCUCGUUUUGGAGAAAGUCGUCAAACAUUUGAGUCGUUUUUGCGCCCAAAACGCCGCCCAAAACCACGACCUUUGGCUCGACUUCGAGGGAACGCCUCUCAAGUGGCACUACCCGGUGGGCGUACUCUACGACCUCCUCGGCGCCGACUCAUGUCUCCCGUGGACUCUAAGCGUCCACUUCGAGGGCUUCCCGGAGGACGCGCUCGUGCGCUGCAGUUCGCGCGCCGCCAUCGAAGCGCACCUCAUGUCGGGUCUGAAGGAAGCGGACGCUCUUCGGAACCGAUCGCAAGUGAUGUCUUCGCUUCAGCGCCGAGACCACAACCAGCUGUGGCUCGGGCUCUCCAACGACCGCUUCGACCAGUUCUGGGCCGUCAACCGC
Oppiella nova is the source of this 549-nucleotide messenger RNA. The record is from the annotation of a GenBank genome assembly. Lineage: Eukaryota; Metazoa; Arthropoda; Arachnida; Sarcoptiformes; Oppiidae.